GUGGAACAUAUUGAACGACAUACACGUACUUUGAUGUACCGACGUGCUUUUUGUGUAUCGACCUCGUAGUCUUCGAUUUUUAAUAUUUUGCAGUUAAGAAAUAACGAUGACGCGUACAAACACCAUCAGCCGUACGGUCGAGAUUGGCCUCCGUUUCAUCGGCAUGUGGCCGGGCUCGGCGUAUCCGAAUCUUUAUUGGUUUAGCUACAUGACAACAGUAGUAAUAGUGCAAUAUUAUCAAUAUGCGUACAUAUUCGCACAUUUUGACUUGAACGAUCUUUGGCUCCUCAUGGACUGUCUUAGUCUUACCCUGGCGUACAGCCUCGCUUUUCUCAAACUCCUUGUUCUGUGGUGGAACCGUCGGAUAUUCUAUUACAUUGUGAAGGCGAUUGAUCAAGACUGGAGUGAGUGCGUAAAUAAUGUUUCAUAUAGGUCCACGAUGACGAGCAUGGCGGACACGUCGAGCCGCUUUGCUAAUGUAAUGUUUAGUCUCUAUGCCUUCUCUGCUUUCUUUCUGUCGAUUGGCGAGCAUUUAAUUCAAUCGAUGGACGAUGUUGAUCAGUUCGGCAAUAGUUCUCGAGAACUUCCCAUAAAAAUGGAAUUCCCUUUCGACGUUAGCGAAUCGCCGAUUUUUGAGUGUUUUUUAAUCGGACAAUUUCUUUACGAUAUGGUAAUAGCUUUUGUGGUCGGCUUGAUAAACGCGUUACUCGUUGCAUUGGUACUUCAUGUGAGCGGUCAGAUUGACAUUAUGCAGCAAAAUUUGGUUGAAAUUUCUAACGGGAAAUACGAUCGUAGCACAUUCCUACUUGUUAUCAAAGGUCUCAUUUGCAAGCACCAAAAGAUUAUUACUUUAUCGGAAAAUAUCGAGAACCUGUAUACUCAUAUCGCGCUGAUGCAAGUUCUGUGGAAUACAUUAGUUAUGUGUUGCACUGGUUUUGUGAUUAUAAUUAUCAUUAGUUCUGGGGAAGAUACAGCGAAUUUGAUCAAAUCCGUGAGCUAUUAUAUGGCAAUAAUUCUGGAGGUCUUUAUAUAUUGUUUCGCAGGAGAAUUUUUGAGUGCCAAGAGUAAGUCGAUUGGCGAUGCAAUAUACGAGUCACUUUGGUACAAUCUGCCGCCAAGCGACAGUCGAAUUAUAUUAUUUAUGAUGUUAAGAUGCCAAAAGCGUUUGACAAUUACCGCCGGAAGAGUCAUGGAUUUGACUUUAGAGGGAUUUACAAGUGUAAGAUGUUAUGUUAUGAAUACAUUCUUAUUUAUAGUACAUGCCAUUAAACGAGGAUAAUUCUCUUUUAGAUUAUGAAGGCUUCGGUUUCCUAUAUAUCAGUAUUAAACGCGAUGUACUAAAAUUAGAAAAACUUUAGACCAUUAGAAUUUCUCAACCUAAAUAGUUUAAUCAAUAGUUCGUUGUCAUCGUUGAUUUACUGAAGUUGCACAAUUUAUGAACAUAUAAAAACAUAUUAGUAUAAAUAUUUUUAAUUUACUGAAUGAUUUAUAUUUUAUUAACAACAAUUACUUCAUAUCAAUAGGA
Molecule: messenger RNA, 1525 nt
Organism: Vollenhovia emeryi
Lineage: Eukaryota; Metazoa; Arthropoda; Insecta; Hymenoptera; Formicidae
Product: odorant receptor 82a-like
Exons: 5
Coding region: 107-1279 (390 amino acids)
Biological process (GO): sensory perception of smell; detection of chemical stimulus involved in sensory perception of smell
Cellular component (GO): plasma membrane
Molecular function (GO): odorant binding; olfactory receptor activity
Source: RefSeq, a predicted model, not a curated record